Lindgomyces ingoldianus is the source of this 993-nucleotide messenger RNA. RefSeq lists its product as uncharacterized. The record is from RefSeq and is a predicted model, not a curated record. NCBI's taxonomy places the organism in Eukaryota, Fungi, Ascomycota, Dothideomycetes, Pleosporales, Lindgomycetaceae. The transcript is spliced from 2 exons. The coding region runs from base 1 to 993 and encodes 330 amino acids.
AUGGUUGGCCGUUCCUUAACGAUUAGUUUUCUGUUGGCAUAUGCUGGGCUGGCCCAGUGUGCUAUUGGUAUCUCUGAUGGUCGCCGUCUGGCUUCUGGCGCAUCAGCCUUGACACCGGCCUCCACAAAUUCUCCUCCAGCUCCUCCUGUCGCACCACCCGCACCCGUUGCUGCUCCACCAGCUCCAGCAAUGAAUCCUCCACCGCCACCAAAUCCGGCUGCUGCAUCUCCACCUCCACCCCCCACCCCUAUGAAUGGAACGUGUGCAGCUGCCCCUCCACCCCCUCCCGCUGGUGCUCAGGCGCCUCAUCCUCCUCCACCGGGAGCUCCACCACCGCCACCACCACCUUCCGGAGCUCCAGUGGCUUCUAUUCCCCCAUCCGGAGCCGCCGCUCCACCCUCUCCUCCACCCUGUCCUCCUCCUCCUCCUGGCCCUCCAGUACCAGCUGCGGCACCCCCAUCUCCUCCAACUGUGAACAUAACUGGGGCGCAACCUCCACCCGCCCCACCAGCCCUCGCUCCGCCACCACCUCCUCCUGGAUCUGCUGCUCUCGCCGAACCCUCCACGCUACCAUCCGGUGCUCCUGAGCCCCAGCCUGUAUCUCCCGAUUCCCCUGCGCCCCCGCCUCCGCCCUCAGGGACUAUGGCACCUCCAAAUCCACCCUCUGGGGCGCAAAUAGCAUCUGAAGCAGCAGCUCCUCCACCUCCCCCACCAGGACCUAUGGCACCUCCACUUCCACCCUCUGGGGCUCCAGUACCGCCCCCUUUUGCGUCUGGAGAAGCAGCCCCAGAGCAUCCGCCUCCGCCUCCACCUUCCCCGCCAAUGGCAACAGCUUUGCCUUCAUUCAGUCUCAUACCAUCUUCGUCUUCAGCUAUAGCAUCAAGCGUACCAUUAGCAGAUCGCUUUGCAUCCCAGUCAGUGAAUCUGAAGUCUCCCAGGAAAGGACUUUGUUUCGCAUUCCUAGGCUCCGCUCUCUGGAUUUUGUUGCUGUGA